AUCUAAAAUGGCGCUCACCACGAAUGGAAGAAUUAGUCUUUACUGUUUUUGUGUUUCGUUAUCGUUAAUUCUUAUACCUCUCACUAGAUUUUUUGGACAAACGUUUAAAUAUGUCAUAGAAGAUUACUGGCUUUUGCUCUUACUUAUUUAUUCAGCCUGUAUUCAGGUUUUCUUUUACUCAAUUUAUAAACCACGUGGAUAUGCUUACAAGGUUGCAUGGAGAGCUGGCAUACUAGGACAAGGUUUUGGAAUAGGUUUGGUUUCUGCAGUUUUAACUGAUUCAUCUUGGAAAGUGUUUGGAAUUUACAUCAGUAUUCUUUGUUUCUUUCACUAUUCUGAGUAUUUGACAACUGCAGUCAUUAACCCUAAGUCUCUGAGUCUUGACUCUUUUCUUAUCAACCAUAGCAGGGAGUAUGGUAUAGCAGCAGUGGGGAGUUGGAUGGAGUUCCUUUUAGAGAGAUAUUUUUGUCCAGGAAUGAAAGAGGUGUGGUGGCUAAGUUUACUAGGAUUCUUACUCUGUGUUGGUGGUGAAACAAUGAGGAAAAUGGCCAUGCUGACUGCUGGAAGCAAUUUUAACCAUAUCAUACAGAGUCACAGAGAAGAAGGUCAUGUCUUGGUCACCCACGGUGUCUAUUCGUUGACCCGUCACCCAGCAUAUGUUGGUUGGUUUUGGUGGUCAGUUGGGACACAGCUCCUACUCUGUAACCCAGUAUGUUUGAUUGGUUAUACUGUUGCCUCUUGGAAGUUUUUCAAGACUCGAAUUAUAGAAGAAGAGAUUACUCUACUGAACUUUUUUGGAGAAGAUUAUGUUAUGUACCAGAAAAGAGUAGGUACAGGCCUUCCUUUCAUUAGAGGAUACAGGCUAGAGUUGUGAAGGCCUUUAGACAAGACACAGCACAAGGAAACUUCAGGCAACAGUGCCUGCAGGACAACACAGAGUAGGUCAGGAUACUUACAGAACCAAUUAAGUUGAGAAGAACUAGUGAAAAGUGUAGUAUGUAACAGUUUUAACAACUUUCACAUGACGAAUCAUGCCUGCAAAGAACAGGCUUGGGCGAUGUGGUUUGGCUUGAGAGCUUCUUUUUUAUGCCAAAAUUUUAUUUAUAAUAAAUUACAGUAAUCUUUCCAUUUUAUUUUAUUUUUAAAAAAUAAUUUUUAUUGUGUGUGUAAGGUCAUUACAGCAGCUGACAGCUUUUUGUUUAUAUAGAAUUAACAAAUCGUGAAUAGUAUAUGAAACCUCUUUGAAAGCCUCUCAUUUGUAAAAGCUAUUUGAAUGUUGUAUUAUAUGUAGAAAUGAUCAAGUUUACUUGCAGUUGUACAAUAAAUACUAUAAAUAUUUUGAUGACUAAUUAAAUCUUGUGAUAUGCAUGUUAAAGAUAAAAAUCUCAGUUAGUUGGCUUACAAACAUAGAAUGUAUUUCAUCAAUACGAUUCUUAUUUAGAACAAUGCUUUAGCUGCAAGUCAAAUUUUGAACUUAUUGACUAAAACUGGAUACAAAUUGGUAAAUAUUGUUGUUUUGAAAUCUCAACUUGUGCUAAAGCUUACAAGUAUUUUUAGCAUUAAUUCUUAAGUGUUAUAUUUUCGCAUGCUCGAUAACAGGCUUCAUAAAUAUGUCUUGGUAUAAAUUUCAAAUUUGUUAAGGUUAGCUACACAGACAAAUUUAUGUGUACC
Messenger RNA from Limulus polyphemus (Atlantic horseshoe crab), 1671 nucleotides. It is a transcript of the gene ste14, whose product is annotated as protein-S-isoprenylcysteine O-methyltransferase-like. NCBI's taxonomy places the organism in Eukaryota, Metazoa, Arthropoda, Merostomata, Xiphosura, Limulidae. The transcript has 4 exons. The record is from RefSeq and is a predicted model, not a curated record. The coding region runs from base 8 to 874 and encodes 288 amino acids. Gene Ontology annotation, biological process: C-terminal protein methylation. Gene Ontology annotation, cellular component: membrane; endoplasmic reticulum. Gene Ontology annotation, molecular function: protein C-terminal S-isoprenylcysteine carboxyl O-methyltransferase activity.